Nanorana parkeri is the source of this 657-nucleotide messenger RNA. RefSeq names its product hes family bHLH transcription factor 2 (gene HES2). The coding region runs from base 36 to 617 and encodes 193 amino acids. The record is from RefSeq and is a predicted model, not a curated record. Gene Ontology annotation, biological process: anterior/posterior pattern specification; regulation of transcription by RNA polymerase II; regulation of neurogenesis. Gene Ontology annotation, molecular function: RNA polymerase II cis-regulatory region sequence-specific DNA binding; protein dimerization activity; DNA-binding transcription factor activity, RNA polymerase II-specific. NCBI's taxonomy places the organism in Eukaryota, Metazoa, Chordata, Amphibia, Anura, Dicroglossidae. Gene Ontology annotation, cellular component: nucleus. The transcript is spliced from 4 exons.
CCUACCACUGAGAGAGCAUUGCCUGUCUCUGAGCCAUGGCACCCAGCAUGAUCAUUCCUGAACCAACCGCCCACAGCUACCAGCCCAAGCCUGGCAAGAAAAGCAAAGAAGCCAGCGAGCUGAGGAAGACCCUCAAACCUUUGAUGGAAAAGCGAAGGAGAGCUAGAAUAAACGAAAGCCUGAACCAGCUGAAAACACUGAUCUUGCCUCUUAUUGGAAAAGAUAAUUCCAGAUAUUCCAAGCUAGAAAAAGCUGACAUUUUGGAGAUGACUGUACGCUUCCUGAAGGACAUCCCUCCUGUUUCCUGUUCAGACUCUACAGAGAAAUACAGAGAAGGGUACAGAGCUUGCCUAGAUCGUCUUAGCGGCAUCCUUGGCAAAACCAAUGUAAUUGCUGAAGAAACCAGAAACCUUCUCCUGGACCACCUGCAGAAAAGUCCUGAACUCUGCUGCUUGGACUGCACAAAAUCCCCAAACCCCAAGCAGAACAGUUCCAGAAUCAUCCUCCAUCUCAGCCCCAGAAGAUCAGACUUCUGCUCUUCCCCCAGCCAGCCACCUGCACAAAGGCCUGCCCCCAGCCCACCACAGUUUAACAGCGCCAUCUGGAGGCCAUGGUGAAACCACAAAACAGAGACUUAAAAAAAAAUCAAAACAAAAC